AUGGACGCGGACGAGGACGAGGCGCUUCUGUUUCUCAUCCACCAACAUUUACAGAGCCGCGGCUUCACCAAAGCGGCCAAAAAGCUCCAAAAACACGUCUCUCAGGUGGAAGGAGCCGACGGACAGUCCAGUCUACAGGACAUUUACUCUGUGUGGAAGAGACUGAGUCCUGCGGCUCUGGGGACAAACGGAGACAUGAGUCCAGCAGAGGGCGCAGGGACCGGACCGGAGUCUGAACCCGGGUCUGGACUGGGAUCUGGACCGGAGUCUGAACCCGGGUCUGGACUGGGAUCUGGACCGGGGUCUGAACCGGAGUCUGGACCGAGGAUAGACCAUGAGGCUGAAGCUCCAGACGAGGACUCCGCCCAAACAGAGGACUGUGAGGAGACCGUGGUCCCAGCGCGAGACCUGAGCCCGGACCAGGAUCCAAGUCCGGACCAGGAUCCAAGUCCGGACCAGGAGCCAAGUCCGGACCAAGAGCCAAGUCUGGACAAAGAUCUCAACCAGGAGCAGGACCCUGAACCAGAGGAGGAGGCCAAAGCUGAACCGACCAAUGAAACUCCAGCAGAGACUGAAGCUCCUCCCCCUGAAGAUCCUGCAGACGAACAAACUCCAGAGACCAACGAGGACGAGGAGUCCAGGAGGAGCAGGACUCUGGUCUCACAGACUCUGCGGCGCCGGAGCCAGAGGAGCCAGAGGAGGCCAGCCAGAGGAGCCAGAGGAGGAGCCAGAGGAGCCGUCAAAGGAGCCAGAGGAGCCAGAGGAGCCAGAGGAGCCAGAAUCCACCGUCGUAAACACCUGCGCCGAAGAAAACACCGGAAAGAGGAAGAGAAAGAAGAAAAAACGACAGAAAACUCAACCGGAAACGUGCGAAGAGGAAGAGGAAGAGGAGAGUCCGACGAAGAAGAGGAGAGAGGAAGAGGAGAGGAGGAGGAGGAAGAGGAGGAGAAGAAGAAGAGGAGAGAGGAAGAGGAGGAGGAAGAGGAGGAGAAGAAGAAGAGUCCGGGCGCAGACGACGAGACGGGAGAACGAGCGGCGAAAAAACGUAAAAACAAAAAGAGGAAAAGAAAAGACGCGAGCGGAGAGAGAGACGAGGACGAGGAGGAGGAGGAGAAACGAGCGAACGCAGAGACGCCGGCGAAGAAGCGAAAGAACAAAAAGAAAGAAAACGAAGAAACGACGGAGAAAACGACAGAAGGAGAGGAAACGGUGAAAAAAAAGAAGAAGAAAAAGAAGAAGGAGGAGAGAGAAGAAGAGCAGUGUGACGCGCCGCCAGCAGAGGGCGCAACAGAACUGUCCACAGGUGUCGCUGUUCAGCCCAAAAAGAAAAAUCGAAACAGAAACAAACCGAGUCGACAGAAACGACUCAGACUGAAAGAAAAACUCAAGAACGAAACUGUGACCCCGACCGCCCUGAGUAAAGUUUUGGAGCCCGAAAAAGCGAAGAAAAAGAAAAGUGUGUUUUCCCCGGAGCGUCCAGAGGAGGCGCCGCGUGAACAGAAGAAAAACAAGAAGAAGAAGAAACAACAACAACAACAACAACAGAAGCAAACUGUGACACAAGACGACCAGCAGAGGGCGACGAGUACCAAAAAGAAUAAACCGGUGAAGGAGGCCGCAGCCGCACAAGCCACGACUUUUAAGAAAAAGAAAAAGAAAUUCCCCAAAUGAAACGACAGAAAACACAAAUGUGGAUUCAAAUUGACGCUUCUUUUCUCGACACUGGUCCAGUUCUGCCUCAGUCUCUUUUUCAACUCGAAGCUGUGAGUCUUAUUUUUUUCACACUUGUUCCUGUUUUUUAUGGGUUUUUGUGGUUAAAGUUCCGGAGCGUUUUUCUCUCUUUCUGUUUUUUUCCGUGUGAGUUUACAGAUUUUCAUUAAAAAUCUUCUACGACACAAAAGCGACUCG
Boleophthalmus pectinirostris (great blue-spotted mudskipper) is the source of this 1908-nucleotide messenger RNA. Its product is annotated as cilia- and flagella-associated protein 251-like. Gene Ontology annotation, molecular function: protein binding. The transcript has 14 exons. Lineage: Eukaryota; Metazoa; Chordata; Actinopteri; Gobiiformes; Gobiidae. The record is from RefSeq and is a predicted model, not a curated record. Bases 1 to 1671 code for a protein of 556 amino acids.